CAGCGGCCACGAUGGGAGUUUUCAAACUCAAUCAAGACAAGUUUUUAACCCUUUUACCGGGAGAAUACAUCUAAAGUGAGAAAGCGUUCCGUUGGAUGCGCUCAAGGUUCUGUUCUGCAUGAAUUACACACAGGAUGUGAAUCUUGUUGAAAAGCCGGUAAUUUCACUAAGUGAGUUUGCUUAUGAGAGCUACCUCCACAUCAGCACCACGCAAAGGGAUCCACGGAGUAUUUUAACCAGGUGUCAUUUUGUUUGAAUGUCAUAAACGGAACAUUUUGGGGCUAUUUUCUUUAACGAAAUGGAUCACUUUGCAGCAGAGUGCCUUGUGUCAAUGUCCAGCCGUGCAAUUGUUCACGGUCCUAAAGGGAAUAGGGAGAUUAAACCCGAAACUGCGGCUGCUCCCAGAAACGGAGAAGAGACUAAGGAACCCUUGGUGAAAGACAACUCUUCUCUUUUUGUGGUUGCCAGAAUUUUGGCGGAUUUCAAUCAACAAACCCCAGCCAAUUUUGCCGAUCAGGCUAAAAUUAAAGAGGAGAGCAUGCCAGCAACCCUAACAAAAGAUGAUGGAAACUCUGCCACACCUACCACCAUCACCGCCGACUCUGCUCUUAAACAAAGAGGCAAACGAUUGAGGGGUCGAAUUGAGCAGGAAUCCCCCCAGAAAAAGCACAAAUGCCACUAUUCAGGUUGCGAAAAAGUUUAUGGCAAAUCGUCCCAUCUCAAAGCCCACCUAAGGACACACACAGGAGAACGGCCUUUUCCGUGCACCUGGCCCGACUGCAGUAAGAAAUUCGCCCGUUCAGACGAGUUGGCCCGGCACUACCGCACCCACACCGGCGAGAAGAAAUUCGGCUGUCCCCUCUGCGACAAACGCUUCAUGCGGAGCGACCACCUGAUGAAGCACGCCCGCCGUCACUCCGACUUCCAGCCGGCCAUGCUGAAGAGGCAGCCGGGGGCGGCAGGGGGAAGCGCAAACGCCCGACCGGGUUCCCUCAGCGACUACAGCCGCUCAGAUGCCUCCAGCCCCACCCUCAGCCCCACCCUCAGCCCAGCUAACUCGCCUUAAACCCCCAGCCGCACUUUCUGCCAUCUGUCCCUGGGGCUCCAGGCUGCCCA
Messenger RNA from Chanos chanos (milkfish), 1116 nucleotides. RefSeq names its product Kruppel like factor 13 (gene klf13). NCBI's taxonomy places the organism in Eukaryota, Metazoa, Chordata, Actinopteri, Gonorynchiformes, Chanidae. Gene Ontology annotation, molecular function: RNA polymerase II cis-regulatory region sequence-specific DNA binding; DNA-binding transcription factor activity, RNA polymerase II-specific. The coding region runs from base 299 to 1066 and encodes 255 amino acids. The record is from RefSeq and is a predicted model, not a curated record. The transcript is spliced from 2 exons. Gene Ontology annotation, biological process: regulation of transcription by RNA polymerase II.